Molecule: messenger RNA, 225 nt
Organism: Menidia menidia (Atlantic silverside)
Lineage: Eukaryota; Metazoa; Chordata; Actinopteri; Atheriniformes; Atherinopsidae
Source: the annotation of a GenBank genome assembly
AUGACUAUCAACGUCAAAGACCCGAAUAACAUGAACAGCAACCAGAUUAUUUUAAAAGUCCCAGGUCGUGGUGUGUUUGCGUGUGCGCCAAUAGAAAGGGGAUCCUUUGUUGCUGAGUACCGUGGGGAGUUGAUCUCAAAACACAAACGUGAAAAGAGACAGAAAAAGUACACCGAGAAGCAAAAUGCUUUCUUGUUUGAUUUUAAGUGGAACGGAGAUAUAUGG